AUGUCUAAUAACGUCUAUAUUGUUGCAGCCACCAGAACCCCAAUCGGUGCCUUCCAAGGGUCCCUUUCUUCGAAGACCGCUGUUGAACUAGGUUCUAUUGCAGUCAAAGGUGCUCUGGAAAGAGUUCCUCAAUUAAACCCGGCCUCUGAUUUCGAUGAAAUCAUCUAUGGUAACGUUCUAUCUGCCAAUUUAGGUCAAAACCCAGCUAGACAAGUUGCGUUAGGUGCUGGUGUUAGCAAUACCAUUGUUGCAUCCACAGUCAAUAAGGUCUGUGCUUCUGCUAUGAAGGCUGUAAUUCUAGCAUCUCAGUCUAUCAAGUGUGGUAAUGCGGAUGUUGUCAUUGCAGGUGGUUGUGAGUCGAUGACCAAUACACCAUACUAUUUGCCAAGUGCAAGAGGUGGUGCCAAAUUUGGUGAUGUAAAACUUGUAGAUGGUGUCCAAAGAGAUGGUUUGAACGAUGCGUACGAUGGUUUAGCCAUGGGUGUUCAUGCUGAAAAAUGUGCUAAGGACUGGGACAUUACCCGUGAACAACAAGAUGAGUUUGCUAUUGCAUCUUAUCAAAAGGCUCAACAAUCUACUAACGAUGGUAAAUUUGUACAUGAAAUCACACCUGUUACAAUUAAGGGGUUCCGUGGUAAGGCUGAUACUAUUGUUGAAAAGGAUGAUGAACCAUCGCGUUUAAAUAUCGCUAAACUAAAAUCUGCCAGAACUGUAUUCCAAAAGGAAAAUGGAACAGUUACAGCUCCAAAUGCUUCUCCAAUCAAUGAUGGUGCUGCUGCCAUUAUUCUAGUCUCCGAAAAGAAAUUAAAGGAAUUGAAUUUGACUCCAUUAGCAAUCAUUAAAGGUUGGGGUGAAGCUGCCCAAAACCCAUGCGAUUACACGUGGUCUCCAUCUCUAGCUGUUCCAAAAGCUCUAAAGCAUGCCGGUAUCCAAGAUAUAAAUUCUGUUGACUACUUUGAAUUCAACGAAGCAUUUUCCGUUGUUGGUCUAGCAAAUACUAAGAUCUUAAAGUUAGACCCAUCCAAGGUGAACGUCUAUGGUGGUGCUGUUGCUAUUGGCCAUCCAUUGGGCUGUUCUGGUGCUAGAAUUAUCAUUACUUUACUAUCUAUCCUAAACCAAGAAGCUGGUAAAGUUGGUGUUGCUGCUAUCUGUAACGGUGGUGGUGGUGCUUCAUCUGUUGUCAUUGAAAAAUGCUAA
Messenger RNA from Maudiozyma barnettii, 1197 nucleotides. It is a transcript of the gene ERG10, whose product is annotated as acetyl-CoA C-acetyltransferase. The transcript has a single exon. Gene Ontology annotation, biological process: fatty acid beta-oxidation; ergosterol biosynthetic process. The coding region runs from base 1 to 1197 and encodes 398 amino acids. NCBI's taxonomy places the organism in Eukaryota, Fungi, Ascomycota, Saccharomycetes, Saccharomycetales, Saccharomycetaceae. The record is from RefSeq and is a predicted model, not a curated record. Gene Ontology annotation, molecular function: acetyl-CoA C-acetyltransferase activity.